Meloidogyne enterolobii is the source of this 1755-nucleotide messenger RNA. The record is from the annotation of a GenBank genome assembly. NCBI's taxonomy places the organism in Eukaryota, Metazoa, Nematoda, Chromadorea, Rhabditida, Meloidogynidae.
UUUUUUGAUCAAAAAAUGUUUAAAUUAUUUAAUUAUUUUCUACUACUUUAUUUAAUUAAUUCAAUUUCUUCUACAAAUUUAACUCACUUUAGUGAAACUCAAAUUUGGGGAUUUCUUCGUUCCGUGCCUCGACAUAAACUUCAAACAAAAUGUGCUUUAAGUUUAGACAGAGUAGAACGGUUUUUAACAGAUUUGAGAACUUUGGAAGAACAAAGAUUGUUUUUUUCUGAAUCUUUUAGCAUUGGGGAUUAUCAACAAUUUAUAAGUAGAGAUCAAGACAGAUGGCUUUACAAUGCUUUUAUGUGUAUAAAAGCAGCCGGAGAAAGUAGUUAUAGUGCUUCUGAAUAUCCUUUACAUUAUUGUUAUGGAAAUGAUAUACCUUUUGAUAAAAAUUUACGUAAAACUUCCUAUGGAAUGUGUAUUCCAAGUACUUGUAGUGAUGAAAAUGACCGAAUGGAGUUAUUAAUUGAAUGGCAAAAGAUUGCUAAUCCUUAUAAAGAAAUAAAUAACAAUUCUUUUGUGGAAUUUGGGGAUUGUACAAAAUCUAGACACGAAAAACAAUGGUGGGAACAGUCUAUACCUUUGGUUCAUUUUGGUUCUGAUAUAUUUCUAGUAGCAAUUGUUGGGAUAGCUACAGCAAUACAUUGCCGUAGAGGAGAUGUUAAUCAACAAAGAAAACAAAUGGACGAAAAUGAAGUUGGAAAUAAAAAACAGAAGUUGGCAUUAGAAUUACUUUUAUGUUUUUCUGCUAAAAAGAAUUUUCAAAAACUUGUUCAAAUGCCAAAAGAAAGAAUGAGUACAAUAACUUGUUUUUUUGGUUUACGUUUUGGGGCAAUGUGUUGGACACUUGUUGGGCAUUCUUUUAUUUUUGUACAGGCAUUCUUAAGUAAUGUUGAUGAAUUGAAGAAUGAAUUGGUUGAUCAUUUUUGGAAUCAAUGGAUAACUAAUUUUACUCUUUCUGUGGAUGUAUUUCUUGUACUUUCUGGUACUUUAACUGCUUAUAGUUGGUUUAAACGUUGGCAAAAAGGAGGAGGAGAAGUCACAGAAAUUCCAAGUUGGACUUCUUGGGGUUAUUGGCUUCGUUUUUAUCGUCACAGAGUUGUGCGUCUAUGGCCAGCUUAUAUAUUUACUUUAAUUGCUGUAACUGUUCGUGUUAGUAUCACUCAUUACCAUCCAAUGUGGCCACCAACAGAUCCAGCAGUUCAAUGCCCUAAACACUGGAUAGAAAAUGUUCUUUUUAUUAAUUCUUUAACUGAUAAUCGUUGUAUGCCUUGGACUUGGUAUAUUGGAACAGAAUUUCUUUUUUAUUUACUUUCUCCAAUAUUUUUGCUUUCACUUUUACAAUGUCCGAAAGCAGGGAUUUUACUUUGUUUUGCAAUUUCUUGUCUUUCUUCAAUACUUAAUGUUGUCACAAUGAUUAGAUAUAAUUUUCCUCCAACACAAAUGCUAUGGAAACAGCCAAAUAUUUUCUCUCCAGAUUUUAUUUUGCAUCAUUUAGUUAUUUAUAUCAAACCUUGGUAUAGAAUUGGGCCUUAUCUUGUUGGAAUUGUUUUGGGUUAUAUUUUGGCGCGUCCAUGAACGCGCAUGAAAGCCUGCGGCUUUAAAACUGUGCUAGGUUUAUUAUUUGCUUGGAGAUUUACGUAUCAUUUGAAGUCUUUUGAAAUUAGAAGGCCACCAUUCUUUUUAGAUGAGCGUCGAUUCGGUCCCGUCGAUUCGGAAUUUACCAUUAUUCCACUAGGUCACUUCGGGCCUUCG